UCCGCUAUCAUGACAACAAGUAAACUUCAAAAAACAAUACUUUCUUCUGUCAUGGUAUAUUUGCAGCUACCCCCAUGAACCUUAAGAAAAACCCCGACCAGGAAUUUGCUUAUGGUUCAGGCCAAAUUAACCCAACCAAAGCAAGCGACCCGGGACUUGUGUAUGAAGUAGAGACUGAAGAUUACCUCAAAAUGUUAUGUGCAGAGGGUUUUGAUUCAAGGUCGCUCACGAAAAUCUCAAGACGGAACAUCACUUGUUUGGAAAGAACAGAAGUCAAGGAUCUGAAUUACCCAACAAUGACUACGUUUGUGCCUCCUCUUGAUCCAUUCAAUGUCACGUUUAGAAGAAUCGUAACUAAUGUUGGACUCCCAAACUCUACGUAUAACGCAAGUGUAGUUCCUCUUCGACAGGAGAUUCGGAUUAACAUAGAACCAGAAACACUGAGUUUCGGUUUCCUGAAGGAGAAGAAAUCUUUUAUUGUGACCAUCUCUGGUGAAAAACUGAAGGAUGGAAGUCUUGUAAGUUCGUCUUUGGAAUGGUCUGAUGGGAGUCACAGCGUCAGAAGUCCAAUCGUGGCUUACUCAAUCCAGCCUUAAAACUCCGUUUUGCUUUUUGC
This is a messenger RNA of Camelina sativa (false flax), 616 nucleotides long. The record is from RefSeq and is a predicted model, not a curated record. Lineage: Eukaryota; Viridiplantae; Streptophyta; Magnoliopsida; Brassicales; Brassicaceae.